AUGGUGCUGCCCUCGGACCGUUCGGCGCUGGUACCCUACGCGGCUGGCGACUCCUUGAGAUUCCGGCUGCGCGAGUUCGACAGCGGGCAGGCGUUGGCCGAGUGGAUAGCCGAGGAGCGACAGUGCCACAGCGAGCUCUGGCUCCGGCCGAAGAGGCACCAGGACCCGGAGUGGCUCGCCGACCAGGCCGCCCUCGCCAGGAUGUUCGCUUGCAAGGACGCCAUCCAAGCCCGUGCGCUGCAGGCCGUGGAGGUCGAGGAACUCGCGCGCGCGGGGUACUCCGCCUGGGCGCCGCGCCUGGAGGCGGGCGAGGCCGAGGCCCUCGCCGCGGCGCGGGAGGAGGCAGGCUGCGAGCCCAUGGCGACCACCGUCGAGAGCUGGAUCGACGGCUGGUCCAUCACGAGAGGGGACGAGAUACUCCGCCUGACAAGGGGCGACCCGGACCUGGACCAGGACAUGCUGGACGAGCGGAGGCCGCCUUGGGCAGGCGCGGCGUGGCAGUGCUCUGGCAGCUGCUCCGCCGAGAGGCCCCGGGCGGAGGUGCGGGUUUACAUGCCCGGCGACCGCAUUAUCCGGCAGACAGACGAGGGCAAAGCGGUGUACAUCCUCUGGGUGGGGUCCGCAAGCAUCGUUCAAGAGACCGAGGGCGUCGUGGACGGGCGGCGCACGAGAUCCAUAGCGCACCUCGGCACCCUCGUCCACGGCGCGGUGUUCGGGGAGCUGGCGAUGCUGGCGCAGCGGCACCUCCACGGCGUCAUCGCAUCCACCGUCUGCUGCAUGUGGGAGGUGAGCUUCCCCAUGGUGCGGGAAGUCCUGCAGGGGCACCCGGCGGAGCGGGCCGCCUUCCUGCACAUGGUCGAGCAGCACUUGGACAAGCUCGGCAACCAGCAGGUUGGCGAUUGCCCGCUCUUCGCGGACUUCAGCCAGCAUUUUCGCACGUUCAUCGGCGUGAAUUCCGAGAAGCAUCUGUAUUUCGCAGGCCAGACGAUCGUGCAGGAGGGCGCUUUCGGUGACCGGUUCGUCAUCGUCAACUUCGGGACCCCCGACCGCCCGCGUGGAGGCCAUGGGCCAGCGCCUCCCCGAGCCUCGGCGCGGCGGCGCCCGCGCCGGCUACGGGAUGCUGUGCAGGAGCUCGAGCUUCACCAAGGAGAGAAGUACCACGUCUCCGUCACCGCCGAGACGAUGUGCCAGGUGUUCGUGGUCACGAGGGACGCCUUCCAGGCCGCCCUCAAAAAGUACCCCGACAUGCGGGAUGCCGCGCGCACACUGGAGGCGAAGGAGGGCACACGAGGAACGCCUGCAGCGAGAUCAGGCGAACCUCCUGAUGAAGCAGCACUCGCAGCGCUCCCGGCACCUCCACUCGUUCAUGCAGGCAUUGUCUAG
Molecule: messenger RNA, 1383 nt
Organism: Prorocentrum cordatum
Lineage: Eukaryota; Dinophyceae; Prorocentrales; Prorocentraceae
Source: the annotation of a GenBank genome assembly